AUGGAGGACCUUCUCCAGGUACUUAGCAGCCUGGUGUCCGACCGAGUGCGUCACUUCGAGCUGGUGAAAAUCAAGAAUGACUUAGCGCACCGGAAGGCUUAUAUACUGGUUGCGGACGGAGGGCUGCACCUGGUGACCUGCUCCCUUGGAGGUCUCUUGAAGGGUGGGAGAUUCAUGUACGACUGCAUCAAACGCGUCGAGAAAAGAAACAAUGUGAUUACUCUUCACUUCACUGCCACUCCGGGUCUACCGGUGGAAUCGCUCGACAUUGCAAUGCCAAGUGACACCCAUCUCUACGCCAAAAUAAAGGUUGCUAUGGGCGCCAACCACAUGCGUUACCACUAUGAGGAAGCUGAAAGUUCCUCUGAUGAAGGGAGCGACGACACCUCAGACACCGAGGUUCCAGAGCGGACGCUAUUGCCCUUUCGAGGUUACAAGAAGGUCACGUUGAGGGGCUACUUCUUUUUCAUGCGCGAUUCGUUUGAGCACACGUCAUUCACGAGCGGUAGCUUGAUGCGCCUGCAAGACGUUGGCAGAGGCAUGUCCAUCAAUGUUAACAUACGUGAGCCGAUGCCCGUGCAUUCGCCGCACCUGGAAUCACCGCAAAACCUUCAUCAAUAUACUCGUGGUUUCCUGAACGAUUUGGGUUUGGUGGAGGUGCUCGUCGACGGUUAUUACAACAAGCGCAUGAACCUGAACAACGACCUCGCAACGUGGUCGUGCUACCAUGUGCUGGUCAAGACCGAGUCAUCACUGCUGGCAUAUUUUAUAUUCCGCCGCCUUUACAUGCCGCCGAUGUUUGAUAUAUGCCAGGACAUUUCAAUGCGUUUCGAGGUUCCUCUAAGCAGCGUGGAAGACAAGCAUUUAUCGGUGCUCUAUAACGAAAUAUGUACAACUGCGAAUUCUCUCACCCCUGUGGAUGAGUACAACGUCUGGUACAAAGACCUCAUCCAAGCUCGAUUGGACACCCUCCGCUUUAACCAUACCAUGUACGCCUUUAUGAAGCGCAAAGGAAGUAUAGUCCCGAGUUACAAUAAGCUCAUUAAGGGGUUCAUACUAUCAGCGCUUCGUUUGCUUCCGCGUGACUGUGUGGAUCCCCAUGUCAUCCAGGCGAUGAAGGAUCCGAUGGCCCUAACAAGCGAUGACCCAAUGGAUUAUAUUUAUCACGUGAAAGCACUAGUGUUCGGUAUCGGCGACGCUGAUGAAAGUCCCGAGCGCAGGGAACUGAUGAACCGUUUUGACAUGCGCCUCGCUGACUAUAUCGCAAUUUGCAUCGACGAGCUGUUGAUGGGCAGCCACCUUUCCCUGGCUGUUUUCACCCGUUACCUUAACGCCAUGCCCGACGACGCUUACAAAAAGAAGUUAUAUGAAGUAACGGCAUACCUCGUCCACUUCCGCUCGAACGACUUUAAUGAGGACUACUCCUCUUCACUCCUCAACAAGAUUAUAGAGUCCUAUCGUGUGGAUAUUGGUCAUUACAUAUCCAACGCUCAUUUUUCGAAGCGCAUGAUCGAGGAGGGGUUCUUCAUCCACCAAUAUGCAGAGGACCUGCGGCAUAGAGAUGGAAAGUACAACCCCUACUUGACCCUUGUAAGCGAUAUACUGGAACAGUGCCGCGGGGAUAUAAUAGUCGAACGCGUGUUGAAGAAGUUUCUGGAUAUUCCGCAACCUAUCGACGCUUCCUACCUCCCGCUGCUGAAGUGUUUGAUAGGAAUGUUGCGACGAAAUGUUGGCAACUAUAAGAUCGUGAUGAUCAUCACUGCGAUAUUGACCAACUUCAGCUUCCACUCCGCGGCGUUCAAGGAUCACAUGAUCCGUCACGGAAUAGCUUCGGUUCUGAUCGACAACAUGUUGUCCAGCGAGGAACAAAUAGUGCUAUCCACAUUGAAGCUCAUGAUAAAUAUUACCAAGGCUACCGAGCACCAGCAGGAGUUCAUUAGUCAAGGGGUGAUGAGUAACUUUAUUUCCCUGCUAGAGGUACAGAUGCACCAUGGAUACCGUUAUAUAACCUUUAUACAGACUUACUGCGGAAGGCACAUGGAAAUUGUGAGCUUAUCCGCGGGUGUUUUGGGUCAGCUCUUCAAUUACAAGCUCCUCCGAAUGACGGCCAACCAAAUUUUCAGACUUGAAUUCAUAACAGAAGUCAUGAUAUUUUCAUUCCACAUUGGUUCCGCUGACCCGAACCAUAUGGUGAUGAUUAUGUUUUGCCUGAAGAAGGUGCCUAAGACGGGCCCCGUGUACAUUAAGAUCGGCAAGCACGUGAUACGUUCUAUCAUGCUGAACCUCAAAGUUUAUAGCGAUGACGACUUUGUGGUCAACGCUCUGGAACUUUUGCUGGAGCUGUCUAAGCGGGUGCAGAAUUGCAUCGUCAUGCGCCAUAUAGGCAUCCUGGAUGCAAUCGCUGAGGUGCCGUUGAACGACACGUUGGUACAGAUUGCCAACAAGCUUAAAGAGCGGGUGACACUCAAGACACGUUGCGUGACAUUAAAGUUGCAAUAG
Messenger RNA from Babesia ovata, 2499 nucleotides. RefSeq names its product ARM repeat containing protein, putative. The record is from RefSeq and is a predicted model, not a curated record. Bases 1 to 2499 code for a protein of 832 amino acids. Lineage: Eukaryota; Apicomplexa; Aconoidasida; Piroplasmida; Babesiidae. The transcript has 13 exons.